GCCGCCGCCGCCGCCGCCUCCGCGAGCGCGGCUUUCUCCCGAGCGGGGCCCCGACCUCUCCCCGCGCCAGGGGCGGGCCUGCUCGCUGAGGCGGAGGGGAUGGCGGACCCUCUGAGGAGGACGCUGUGCAGGCUCGGGGGGAGGCGGGGUCCCCGCGCUGCCGGGGGGCUCGGGCUCCGGGCUGCCGCGGCAGCUACCAUGGCGGCCUCCUCGGCCCCCUCGCGCGCGCACCCCGGCGGAGCCCGGCCGAGCCGGGAGCAGCCCCCGCCGUCGCCUCAGGCGUGGGGUCCCGAGGCGCGGGGGCCGGGAGGGCGAGCGGGACAGGCGGGGGCGCCCGGGCCUCGGCCGCGCGGCGGGAAGGAGGCCGCCCCCCCGGGCCGCGGGCGCCCUCGCGCCUCUGCGCACCCCGCGCCGGGCUCCGAGGGCAGCGGAGAGGACGACCGCGACGACGACGAGGACGGUGCCGACUACUACGAGAACCUGCCCGGCGGCUGCCAGCCCGCGCCCGCGCCGGAGCCCGCGCCCGAGGGGGCGGAGGCGGAGCGGCGGCCCCCGCUUCCCCCGUCGGCGGGCUCCACCCCGCGGGCGGAGGGCGGCCGCCUGGAGACGGGCAGGCUGCAGACCCAGUUGCGAGAGGCCUAUUAUCUGCUGAUCCAGGCCAUGCACGACCUGCCCCCUGACUCGGGCGCGCGGCGGGGCGGCCACGGCUGGGCGGAUCGCAGCUGCCCUGCGGGAGCCGGGGCGCGGGGCCAGCCGCCUUCCCCCUGCGGCGCUGCCCACCGCCCCGCCCGCCCUCGGGACUGGGAGCGGGGAGGCGGCGGCCGCCCUUGGCAGCAGGUGUCCCCGCCCCGGUCGCCUCCGGGGGAGUCGGGGGGAGGCCGCCUGCGGACUCCUCGGAUGCGACUGUCCUGCAGCAGAAGCCUCGAGAGCCUCCGGGUGGGCGCCCAGCCGCCUUCCUUCCAGCGGUGGCCGAGCGACAGCUGGAUCAGGUGCGGCGGGCGCGGGGACCGGGACGAGCCCCCGCCACGUGGAGGCGGGAUGCACGGCUGGAGCGGAGGCAGCGCCCGGGCCGCGGCACCGUCUGGCCUCCCGCCUCCCAGCUCCUCGCAGCCCGGGCGCUCCUCGGGAAGCCCUUUCGGGGACGCUGCGGGGUCCUCGGGGCUGCGCAGCGGCGAAGGGGACGGCCAGGAGGGGCUGCCCUUCCUCAGGCCGCCCGCGGUGACAGUCAAGAAGCUGCAGAAGUGGAUGUACAAAGGGCGCCUGCUGUCCCUGGGAAUGAAGGGUCGCGCCCGUGGGACAGCCCCCGAAGUCACAGGAACGCAGGCAAGCUCUUCACACCUGGGCGCUUUGAAAAUGCGAGAAAGCCAUGUCCUCGCGGUGCCUCCAGACCAAAGAAUUACGCUGACAGAUUUAUUUGAAAAUAUGUAUGGGUCUACAAUGAAGAGACGAGAACUUGAAGAUCUCAAGGAUAAUAUUGGGUUCAGAGGUCAUAAGCCACUUAACAGCAUUACUGUGUCAAAGAAACGCAAUUGGCUAUAUCAGAGUACUCUGAGAUCUUUUAAUUUGGAAGAAGAAAAUAAGAAAUGCCAAGAUAUAAGUAAUUUAUCUGUCUCCCCCCUCUCUCUACCUAAACAUCAGCUAUCACGACCUUUCCUCAAAUCAUCUGAAGAAUAUUGUACAUAUGUGGUGUGUAAUGCUACAAAUUCUUCAUUAUCAGGAAACUGUUCUCUAGACUUUAAUGAGGAAAAUGAUGCAGAUGAUGAAGGAGAAAUAUGGUACAACCCCAUUCCUGAGGAUGAUGACUUUGGGAUAUCAAAUGCUUUGAGUUUGGGUGAGGCCAACUCUGCUGUUCUGAAGUUUCCUGCUGUCGGUUUGAGAGUAUUACCUGGUAGCAACCUAAUGAAAGUAGAGCAGCGUACUGAAGACUCGCUCUGCUCCUCUGAACACACAGGCGAUGUUCAGACCACACAGUCAAAUGGAACGAAUUCUGUAGAUUCCAUCCAUUCCACAGGGUUUGGGCAGCAGUACAAGCAAAGGCUUGGACACAAGACGCAAGAAGGUAUAACGGUGGAGGACACUCCCUUGGUGAAAUCUCCAUUUGCAGGUCCUGGGAUCCUAGCUGCUACAAGUAAGACUGAUUUGGGAGUUAUAGAACCAUCUUCUCCAAGCCCUAGCCCUAUGAAAAAAGGCAGUCCAAUUAAUUGGUCUUUCCCAGAUAAAAUAAAAUCUCCACGAACUGUGAGGAAACUUUCCAUGAAAAUGAAAAGGUUGCCAGAACUUAGCCGAAAACUGAGCGUUAAGGGAACCUUGAAUUACGUACACGGUGCAGAUAGUGCCCCUUCCUUGUCUAAAUGUAACUGUCAAGGAAUUCAUCGUAGUGUGAUUCUCUCUUCUGGGAACACAACCACAGCUGCUAGGAGGAAUGUUAUCAGUCGAUAUCAUCUAGAUACCAGUGUAUCUUCUCAGCACAGCUACCAGAAGAAAACCUCUGUGACUUCUAAGUAUUCCUGCAAAGGAGGUUACCUCAGUGAUGGAGAUUCACCUGAGCUUAUAACUAAAUCUAGCAAACAUGGAUCUGAAAACAAAUUUGGAAAAGGAAAAGAAAUAAUUCCAAACAUCUGUAGCAAGAAUGAAAUAGACAUUGAUGCUUUUAGACAUUAUAGCUUUUCUGAUCAACCUAAGUGUUCACAGUAUAUUUCUGGGCUCAUGAGUGUGCAUUUCUAUGGUGCUGAGGAUUUAAAACCACCUCGGAUAGAUUCGAAAGAUGUCUUUUGUGCAAUUCAGGUGGAUUCAGUAAACAAAGCAAGAACAGCUUUGCUCACGUGUCGGACAACGUUUUUAGACAUGGAUCACACUUUCAACAUAGAAAUUGAAAAUGCGCAGCAUUUGAAAUUAGUAGUAUUCAGUUGGGAACCCACUCCAAGAAAAAAUCGAGUGUGUUGUCACGGGACUGUUGUUCUCCCCACCUUAUUCAGAGUGACAAAGACACAUCAGUUGGCUGUCAAACUUGAACCGAGAGGUCUUAUUUAUGUGAAAGUGACUCUUUUGGAACAGUGGGAGAAUUCUCUUCAUGGACUAGAUAUAAAUCGAGAGCCAGAAAUAUUUGGUGUUGAUAUUCGAAAAGUUGUAGAGAAAGAGAAUACAGGAUUGAUGGUGCCACUCCUGAUACAGAAAUGUGUUAUGGAAAUUGAAAAAAGAGGCUGUCAGGUAGUAGGCCUUUACCGAUUAUGUGGUUCGGCAGCAGUCAAGAAAGAACUUCGAGAGGCUUUUGAGAAGGAUAGUAAAGCUGUUGAGCUCUGUGAAAACCAGUACCCAGAUAUAAAUGUAAUAACAGGUGUUCUUAAGGAUUAUUUAAGAGAACUUCCUUCUCCUCUGAUAACAAAGCAGCUUUAUGAGGCUGUAUUAGAUGCAAUGGCAAAAAAUCCUUUGAAAAUGUCAUCAAGUGGUUGUGAGAAUGACCUCAGCGACUCUAAGUACACUGUUGACCUGCUGGAUCGUCUGCCUGAUGUUGAGAAGGCGAGUCUAACGAUGUUGUUGGAUCACUUGAAAUUGGUGGCUUCUUAUUAUGAAGUGAAUAAGAUGACCUGUCAGAAUCUGGCCGUGUGCUUUGGACCAGUAUUAUUGAGUCAGAGGCAAGAGACUUCCACCCAUAACAACAGAGUCUUUACUGAUUCAGAAGAACUUGCAAGUGCUUUGGAUUUUAAAAAACAUAUUGAAGUUCUUCAUUACUUACUUCAACUCUGGCCAGUGCAGCAUUUAACUGUUAAAGAAUCAACAGACAAUUUGUUCCCAGAGCAGAAGUCUUCUCUAAAUUAUAUGAGGCAGAAGAAAGAACGACCUUACCUGUUAAAUUUGAGUGGUACUGAGUCAUCAAGAGUACUUAGGCCCAGGCAAACCAGAUUAGACAGUCCUCUUAGCAAUCGCUAUGCAGGGGACUGGAGCAGCUGUGGAGAGAACUACUUUUUAAAUACGAAAGAACAUUUAAAUGAUGUGGAUUAUGAUGAUGUCCCUUCUGAAGAUGGAGAAAAUUGUAGCAAAAUGUAUGGACCAGGUAUAGUGAUUGAACAGCCAAGUCCCGUGUCCAAGGAGUGCACAUUGCAGACAUAUUUGACAAUGCAGACAGUUGAGUCUACAGCAGAUCGAAAAGCCAAUCUCAAAGAUCUACAAGAAAGUAUUGACACUUUGAUUGGAAAUCUGGAGCGUGAGCUCAACAAAAACAAGCUUAAUAUGAGUGUGUGAGAUUGAGAGUUUUUAUUUGGUUUUUCAUAAUACUUUAACCUGUCAAAUCAAUCUUUCUCACUUUCUUAUACCUCUCACAGUGACGUUUUUCUUACUUUACUCUUGAAACCUUCAAUUAGUUUCUAAGUUCAUGUGAUUCAAUUAACAACUAUUCAUUAUUAGAAUUUUUACUUAUCUCAUUAGAAAAUUUUUCUUGGGGUAAAGAUAACAUGGACUUCUUGAGGGUAUUUUAAUGAAUCUUGCCAAUUUUUUGGAGAUAACUUUUAAAUGCACUUGUAAGGUUCAGAGAAGUUAUUAGCCCCUUAAGAUUUCUGUACUUUCUAGGAACUGCUCUUCUGUAGCUGAAAUAGAUGUUUCCUUUAGGGGAAUGCUGCAGCUGCGCAGUCUGAUUUGCGGUAUGAGUCCAUGUACACUGCAACAUCAUUGAUCAGAUUUCAUUUGCAAUGCAAAUGCUGCUAUAAGAAAACCUUCUUAUAAAUAAAAGUAAAAUUAUACAAAUAUUAAUGUAUUAACAUUCCGUAAUUAUUUAAAUGCUUAUAAAAUUAAAUAUUUUUAUAAUCCUGAAAAUAUGUAUAUAUUUAUAAGUGCCUAUAUGUAAAGGUAGUAGAAUGGGGAGAGGGAUUUGCUGCAGAAUCACAUGUAUCUUUAAAGUAUAUAUGUCAUGAGGCCAAAAUUAUUAGCUUAAAAUAUCUUUUUCAGGGAAGGAACUUUUAAGUUAAAGGAGGAGCUGUACAGAAACACUUGAACCAAAACACUAGAAGCAUCUGAAUAGAAAUAAUAGACUUUCUUUUUUUGAUUCACUGAAAGUCACAAUAUCCCCAGUGAGAAGUCAUCUUUUAAAUUGAAAUCCUCUAACUUCUUAAGGGAUUAAGUGCCCAGAUUUCUGCACUAGGAACUUAGAUUAAAAUAAUCUUUACCUAUUCUAUGCAUUUUUAUGUUCUGCUUUAUAAAACAAAGUAAUUAUACUUAAAAUGUAUUUAUUUGUAGUAGUGCAUUUAUAACAAUGACUUUAUAAUUACCCUCAUUUGUUUCUAAAGAAAUCUUGCCAGCAUACUACAUGUUAUUGAUUUUUAAAAGAUAACUUAUUUUGGCUAAGUAUAUCUACAAGGUAGUCAUUAUAGUAAUCACUGCAGUGUUUGAAAAUGUAAACUGAGAAGUCUUUUUUAUUAAAUUGGAAUGUAUUUUUUUAACUUUUAUACCCACAGAAUGUGUAAUUUUUUUAAAUUAUAAAUAAAAUUUGAAUUACCAACUUAAAGACAUAGCAGCCAUUAAAAAAACUGACUUCUUGAUGUUUUCCUAAACAUUGAAGUAUUUAACUAUUUCUAUGCAAUAUAGGUUGGUAAAUGGAACACCUCGUUAUUUAAUUUGAAAACUCAAUUGUUAAAAAAACAGAUAAAGAACUAUUUUUAUAUGAAAUUUUCACUUUUUAAAGCUUUGUAUAGCAAUUCAGAAGAAUACCAAAAGAGUAUGUGACAGGUAUGUAUGUUGAGUAAACAGUCAAAAGAAAUGUACUUCAGGUGUUUUGUGGGAGGACUGUCUCGGUCUUCUUCCCUUUGUUUGCUUUAUCAUGUCUGUUGGAUGAACUGAAUACGAUGUUCCAGCAAUGUGAACGUUUUAUUAAAAUAUUAUAAGCUUGGUGUCAUGCUAUUAAUUAUCAUAAUGAGUUUAAGGAUCAUUUCUCUUAAGGUCCUUCUUUUUAAACCAACAUGUUAAAGUAUUAGACCAUCAUUUAGUAUCCAUAAAUGUAUGUAAUAACAUCUUUUUGUCCAAAAUUGAGUUUUCCAGAAUCUGAAAUACUUUAAGGGCCACACUUACUUUGUUAUAUAAUUUUGGAUGGGAAUAGUUUUAAAAUGAAUCUCUGCUCUCUUACAUAGAAAAUACUACACAGUUUUUGUUGUCUAAAUCACCAAGUCGUAACUAUAAACCUUUUAUUGACUCACCUGUAUUCAGUAGUGCUCAAUAAGUUUAUGCCUUUAUUUUAAAUGGCCUUUCACUUCAAAUCUUUUUUGUUUUUAUACCUGCUUUUUAUAAACUCCUGAGGUCUUCCUAGACUGUUAGGCUGUCAACUGGCAUUCCCUUCCAAGACUACCAGCCCUAAUGUUUUUAAGGAUUCAAACAAUUUUAAUUUUAGUGCAUGUCCCUGAAGAAAAAUCUUAAAACAGUUCGGACGGAUAGAAAAUAAAAAGUAGAAGUGCUCUCGCUGCCCUCCACGCCAAGCUCACGUUUCCGAGGUAAUGGCCGCUUCUUGUUCUUCGGGUAGCUGCCUCCCUCCCUCCAGGGUUAUUGCCACUGUUUCUUGGUUUGUCAUUGUCUGUUGAUUGUCCAUUAUGGAUGAUAAGCAGUGUAUCUCUCUCCAUUCCUCCUCCCCAUUUUAUGGUUUUAGUUCUUCUUUUGGUUUCCUUUGUAACUUUAGCUAGUAAUCUUUAUUUCUUGAUCCAUCAGUUUUAAGCAGUGUCUCUUGACUCCCCACCAUUGUGGAAAUGACCAACCCUCUGCUUUCUUUCCAACCGAUUACUGUCCUUUACCUCCUAACUUCUCUAAGUUACACUCUUAGUUUAUAUAAUAAACAUUAAUAGAUGUAUAUUAUUUUGGGAAACUAUACUUGACUUAGGCUUUUCCUUUAUAUAUUGAUUCUAAAAACUGCAAAUUGACAACUAGCAGUUAUGUGCUAGAUUAUGCAAAAGUAUUCACAGGUAAACCAGGUGACUUUGUCUCCUGUAUAUCCGGUCUUACAUCCUGAAGUCUGUGUUGGUUUAAGCAGAAUGUUCCAAGCCAGAGGUCAAAUGGGUUAUUUUAUCUUACAGCCAUCAACUUCUCUAAAUCAUGCUGUGUGUUAUUUGCUUCAUAAUUGGGUCAUGACUUUUGCAGAUUUUUAUUUUUCCUGGAGCAAAUAAAUUGCUCCUUUUUUUGGACAGAAGAAAAAUGCUUUCUUCACUAUAACACUUAUUUUAUACUAUUGAAUUACCAGAUUUGUUCAGAGUGCUUUUGGCUCUCAACCUGAGAUUUCUAAUACAUAUUCUUGCCUUUGUAUAUUUUUCUUUGACAGAAGAAAAAUAUCUUCUUCACUAUAACCCUGAGAUCAUUUUAAGGUUCUUAAUCAAGUCUAUCAGACUUGGACAAAGUAACUUUUAGCUGUCAUCCUGGGAUAUAUAUUUUUUGCACUCCUAUGUUCUGCUUUGUUUUGUAUCCCACUCUUUCUGGAUUUCGUUUUCUUUGUUUGCUGAAGUAUAUUAUAAGUACUUCCCCCCUGACACACACAAAAAGGGUGCAUGGGAGAUAAACUCUGAGUCCUUGCAUGUCUGACAAGGCCUUUAUUUCUUCCCCUUACCUCAUUUUGAUUGGACCUGCAGUUCUAGGUUCAAACUCAUUUUCCGUUAGAACUUUGAAGGCAUUUCUCCUCUUUAAUCUUCUAGCAUCCAGUUUUGCAGUGAUUCAGGCGAGAGAGAUGGUGAUUCAGACCAGGCAAGAAGCAAUAGAGGUGGCAAGAAAUUGUUGUAUUCUACGUAUAUUUUGGAAGUAGGAGCCAAAAGAAUCUGCCAGUGGACUCUGAAAGAAGUAAGGCCUGAGCAUCUGAAGGAUGGAGUUACCAUCAGAUGACAUGGAGAUGACUCGUAUUUUUUAAAUGAGCUCCUUGUAGUGGAUGUUGUUAUUAAUAUAUUAGUUAUCAAAAUGCCUUAUAGUGUCCUGUUAACUGUAAGUACUAAUGCUCCUGCACUGGUAAUGAUGUCCGUAGAGUCAUUGCAGGAAUAAGAAAGCAGGAAGACUUCAUAUGGAUCUAAGCAAAGUUCCACAUUGUAGCUGUCUUUGGAAAAUUCCGAUUGUGUAGCUUUAUGUUAGGGACUGUAAAGAAACAGCUUUGGAUAGUGGUGUGGUUCCUAAAAAGAAUUGUUUCCAGACCACAGAGUGACUAUGAGGCGUAGGCUUUUAUCAUUUAAAAACAUCAAUUUUUAUUUACUUAGAUAGUAAUAAAGUUUAAUUAUUAUGUUUAAUAAGAAAGAGUCAUAACUUGAGUCUUACUUACUGACCUAGGACGUUGGUACAAAGAGGAAUGCUCCUUGGCUCUUUUCCUUGCCGCAUGCUCACUGAAUUCAGUAAGGCUCAUAUUUGAUAGACGUUGAGGUGCCAGAAAUCAGAGUGCUUGGUUGCAUUUGACUCAGCUAUAAACUGACUAACUCAGGUAGAAAUUGUAUUUAUUGAAAAAAAUAAUGUGUCAGACGGAAGGCUAUGUUAGGGCGCUGAAAAUAUUUUGUAUCUUGAUCUAGGUGGAAGUUUCAUAGGUGGUUACAUACUUCAGAUUUGUGCCCUUUAUGGAAGUCAUACCUCAAUUUUUUUGAGUAAUUUUUUUUAAUGGGAAAGCUAGAGAAAUAGACUUGGAAAUAAGCAGAACUAAGAGAAGCUAGGUGAUCAGAAUGACAGCGACCAAGGCUAUGCAACGUUAGGGUACUGCUGUUGCCGCCACUGCCCCCAAACAUAGUCCCCAUAUACAGCACUGGAAUUCAUUAUAAAGCGUCCCUGCUCCUCUGCAUCACUGCUGACUCAAAGGCCCUGACAGAAGCAUCAGAUUGUGCCCCAGCUUCCAGGAGUCAGAGAGCGAUGGGCUAGCAUCAUUUCCCCGAAACUUAAGACAGUGGUAGCUUCUAUAAAUAUAAGAAGGGAUGGAGAUGCUGAGCAGUGACAAAUAUCCACACAUCCCUAGUCUUCAUCUCGCCCUGUUGCCCCCAAAUUGGAGUCUUUCUCUCACCCCCAUACCCAACCCAUCAACCUUCUCUGACUGCUAUAUGUCCUGAAACUGUGCACUUGUCACUACUUACACCCUUGUCCAAGCCACCAGCAUCUCUCAGUCUCUUCCUAUUUCAUCUCUUUGCUAUCACUCUCCCCACUCCACACCCACAAUCCAUUCCAUACAUGGAAAAUAGCAGUCAUUUAAAAAGAUAAACCACAUCAUUUCCUGGGCCUUUUCCCUUGCUCCUUGUGCUCUAGCAACCUUGAGGACCUCAUUUCUGUCUUAGGACCUGCACUUGCCAUUCUCUGGAAAGCUCUUUCUCCAGAUCUUACUUGGGUAGCUCUUUUUUGUCAUUUCACUUCUCUGCUCAAAUGUCACUUCAGAGGCUGCCUCUGAAAACCCCAUCAGUAACCUGCUUUGAGAAUUCAGGGGAAAAGAUGGAAAUUUCUGUUUCUUAUAACAAAUACCAAAAAGUUACAGUACUAUUUGAUUAAACGAUGGACAUCUAUAACUUUGGAAAAUGUUUACAUUUAAAUGAAAUUAAAGAAGAAAAACUUUUGAAAAGUCUAUCCACACCCAUUGUUACUGUUUGUCAUAUCUCCUUGGCUUAUUUUCAUCAAGGCAUUUAUCACUACCUGCAAUUACCUUGUUUAUUUGUUUAUUAUCUGUGUCCACCCUUCUAGAAUGUAAUCUCCGUGGCAGCAGGGACCUUGUGUAUCUAGUUCAUUGCUAUAUGCCUAGGAGCUAUCACAUAGAAGAUGUUCAGUUAAUUAUUAAUAAAUGGAUGAAUGUAAAGGGAUUCCCAGAGAAUGGUUGUCUUUUUGUCAGGAAAAGACUAAGGACCAUGAGAUGCAAUGUCUGUAACUUUUCAAAAUGUCACUCCUGAGUAAUAAAUUAUUUAUG
This is a messenger RNA of Equus quagga, 9865 nucleotides long. RefSeq names its product synapse defective Rho GTPase homolog 2 (gene SYDE2). The transcript has 7 exons. The record is from RefSeq and is a predicted model, not a curated record. Lineage: Eukaryota; Metazoa; Chordata; Mammalia; Perissodactyla; Equidae. Gene Ontology annotation, biological process: signal transduction. Bases 100 to 4239 code for a protein of 1379 amino acids.